UAUUUUACGAAGAAGUUGACAGCAAAUAGCAAAUGCACUUGUCAAAAAAUCAACAAAGAACCAAAUGCCGGUUUCCUUAUUAUUUUUAUUUGUAGUUUACUAAUUUUGUGGUCAAAGUACAAAUGGCUUCCGCUUUGGAGCAGUUUGUAAAUACUGUCAGGACCCUAUCGUCUCAAGGCAACUACAGAGACUUAUGUGACUAUCUAAGUAAAAGCAAUGAAAUUUUAAUAAAAAAUGGCCAACACUUGGACAAUGUGCUCGAAACGUUAGAUAUUCAGCAACACUCUUUGGGGGUGCUUGCUGUUCUAAAUGCGAAAUACAAUACACCUCUAGUGAAUGCGACGAACGAAAAUAGAUUUAAACAAGUGAAGGAUUUCAUUUUUAAUUGUAACGGCGAACAAAUUAGAUUAGCACCAGACCUGUUUGCAGAACUCUGUCAUUUAGUUACGGCAAAUUUAACUGAACAAAAGCAACCGAUUAAAGGCAUUUCUCUGCUACAGAAAGCGAUUUCGAAACUUCAACUGUACGACUCCCAGCUAACAUCCAUACAUGCCGAUUUAUGUCAAUUAUGCUUACUCUCGAAAUGCUUCAAGCCCGCUUUAGAAAUAUUAGAUAUCGAUAUUACGGGAAUAUGUCAAGAGAAUGUGCAAGGUCAAAGUGGGUCGCAUUUCGAUGCCAAGUACUUUCUUUUGUAUUAUUAUUAUGGGGGUAUGAUUUACUUAGCUCUGCGUAAUUUGGACCGUGCACUUUAUUUUUUGGAAGUUGCCAUUACGACUCCUGCACAGGAAGUUUCUCAUAUUAUGUUAGAAUCGUAUAAGAAAUACAUCCUUGUCUCGCUGCUAUUGCAUGGAAAGAUUUUAGUUAUACCUAAGUACACAUCAAGGGUAGUUAAUCGUUUCAUAAAACCGCUCUCUCAGCCCUACCACGAACUAACAAACGGAUUUGCGUCAAAUAAUUCGGCCGAAUUAAAUAUGAUUGUUAAUAAACACAAUGAGGUAUUUGCUCGAGAUCACAAUUUAGGACUAGUUAAGCAGGUGGUGUCUGUGUUGUAUAAGAAAAAUAUUCAGCGCCUUACGAAAACUUUUUUAACACUCAGCUUGUCGGACGUCGCCAGUCGAGUGGGGCUUGCCAGUCCAAACGACGCUGAAAACUACAUAUUGCACAUGAUCGAGGAUAAGCAGAUUUACGCGACGAUCAACCAAAAGGACGGUAUGGUUAUAUUUCGCGAUGAGCCUGAUAAAUACGGCGGGCCGGAGGUGCUGAAGGGUUUAGAAACGCAAUUGCAACAGUGCAUGGAGUUGGACAAGCAAAUUUUGGCGAUGGAUGAGGAGAUUCAGGUUAACCCUCAGUAUGUGAAAAAGGCGACCGGUUUACAGGAGGACGAGCAGCCUAGCAAAAGCGCUUACGCCAUAUGAAAAUGUACCGUUGUUUAUUUGCUUUAUUUCUUCAUCUUUGUACCUGUUUAAGUUUGAAACCAUUACAGCUGCAUUGCCCAAUUUGAGUGAAAGAGUUUAACUUUGUACUAAUAAAAUCACACAGAAAUUACA
Messenger RNA from Photinus pyralis (common eastern firefly), 1547 nucleotides. Its product is annotated as COP9 signalosome complex subunit 3-like. The coding region runs from base 123 to 1415 and encodes 430 amino acids. NCBI's taxonomy places the organism in Eukaryota, Metazoa, Arthropoda, Insecta, Coleoptera, Lampyridae. The transcript is spliced from 5 exons. Gene Ontology annotation, cellular component: COP9 signalosome. The record is from RefSeq and is a predicted model, not a curated record. Gene Ontology annotation, biological process: ubiquitin-dependent protein catabolic process.